GCAAAUGAUACGACUUUUGGGACAUUUGUAUCACGGUCAUCGUCAUGGUCAAACGCACGUGUUUGGUGUUCCGUGCUGUACUCUACCUGUGCUUGGUUACAUUAUUCACCCCCUUAGAUGGGGCCCAGGACAUUUUCUCCAUACUGAAACCGGGCAGCCCGUUAGGUUCGAUCGGACGGAAAAAGCUUUUCGUCACACGUGUCGGACAGUGUGCGGGCAAGAAAAAUCUACCCGUGUACGUGCCGGAUAUGCGCAUAGCGGCACACAACCGUACCAGCUACGUUGUGAGCGGAGAGGUACACUUCCGGGAGAACGUACCAGCCUAUCGGCUGUCGGUGGUAGUAAAGCAAUGUGACGAUAUACGGGCCACGGUCAACUGUCGCCCGUUUCUGAGCAACAUCGUCAACACGGACGGUUGUGCACUGCUGCAGGCAUCCGGUGCGAUGUACAAUGAAUAUCUGCAAAAGUUCCGUCCACCGCUCAGGUGUCCAUUUUGGAACGGGACGUAUGUGAUGGGUGCAACGCUGGUUGAUGACGGAUUGGUGAAAUAUUUACCAGGCUCUGGGAGCACAUUUUGGGAGGUACGCAUGACGGGUCGUGUAAAGGAGCGUUUAAUGUUUUGCGUAGUAAUGCAGCUGAAUGUGAGACCGAAAAAAUUAGCCAACCGAAACUGAGCAAUCGACCAAUAAA
This is a messenger RNA of Anopheles funestus (African malaria mosquito), 690 nucleotides long. RefSeq lists its product as uncharacterized. The record is from RefSeq and is a predicted model, not a curated record. NCBI's taxonomy places the organism in Eukaryota, Metazoa, Arthropoda, Insecta, Diptera, Culicidae. The coding region runs from base 45 to 674 and encodes 209 amino acids. The transcript has 2 exons.